AUGGUGAGAGGUUCCAUAGAGCAACAUUAUGGUUCUUUGAGAAAUUAUAUUGCGGAAUUGAGAAGGGUUGAUGGUGAGGGGCACUAUGAGCUUAUUCUUGAAGCAGAUACUGUAUUCAAAGCACUAUAUAUGGGUUUGAGUGCCUUGAGAAAAGGAUUCAAGAAGAGUUGCCGGCCUGUCAUAGGCAUAGAUGGAUGUUUUUUGAAAACAUACCUCGGCGGUCAUCUCCUUUGUGCAACAGGCAAGGAUGGAAACAAUGGUAUGUUUCCAAUUGCCUGGGCCGUAGUUGAGGCUAAGAAUGAAGGUUGCUGGACUUGGUUUUUGAAGUGUCUUCUUGAGGAUUUAGAUAUUGGAGAUGGCAGUGGGUGGACCUUCAUUAGUGAUCAACAGAAGGGAUCGGCAAAUGUCGUUGCUGCUUUGGCUCCAAAAGCUGAGCACUGGAACUGCGCCCGACAUGUAUACAUGAAUUGGAAGAAGGAACACAAAGGGCAGACACUGAAGAAUAUGUUCUUCAGGGCUGUGUAUGCAACGCAUGAAGCGGAGUUCAAAGUAGCAGUUCUUGAGUUGAAGCAAGAGAGUGCCGCGGCGCAUGAAGAUUUCAUGUCAAGGGACAUCAACAAAUUCUGUAAGGCAUUCAUAUCCAGUCAACCUAAAAGUGAUAGUGUCGAUAACAACAUAAGUGAAUGUUUCAAUGGGUACAUAUUAAAUGCUAGGGGGAAGCAUGUAAUUCAUAUGUUAGAGGAAAUCCGUUCAUCUUUGAUGGUUAGACAGGUUCAAAAAUUCAAAGCCAUGUCAUCUGUUACCAAUAAACUUACUCCGAAUGUGUCAAAACUAUUGGAGAGAAAUGUGAUGGCUAGUGCAUACUGCAUGGCACUUCCAGCCAUGCAUGAUACUUUCCAAGUCCAUUAUGAAGGUGACACCUUUGUUGUGCAUGUGAAAACAAGCAUAAAUGGGCAAAACACGUGUUCAUGCCGAGAGUGGGAUAUAAGUGGUAUCCCUUGCAAGCAUGCUUGCGCUGCCAUCAGAUACAUGGACCGUCAUCCCGCUGAUUUUGUUUCUAAUUACUUCACUGUGGCUACCUAUCUUUCGGGGUGUGAAUUUGGUAUUAAACCCAUUGUUGGGAACAAGAUGUGGCCUGAAGUCGAGGGUGCCGUUGUUAAACCACCACCAAAAACAAGAAUGCCUGGACGUCCCAAGAAGAAAAGGGUUCGGGCACCUCAAGAGAAGGAUGGAAGGAUGACCAAACAUGGACUAGCAAUCAAGUGUAGCAACUGCAAGCAGACAGGGCAUAACAAAAGGAAAUGUACUGAUGCAGCCAUCGAAAACCCCAACCCUAACAAGCGGAAGAGAGGAAGGCCUUCCAAAGAUGGUGCACGUCCAAAAGGAAGCAAAGAAAAGCAAGGAGACAACCCAAGUGAAGACGAAAAAAAAAGUGGAUCAACUCAAUACAAGGGUAGAGGGGCAGCUCUUAAAGGGAUUGGUGUUUACGUCAACGAGGCCACUGGAAAUACCUUCUACCAUGGUUCGAGCUCAUCAAAGAAAGUGAUGUUGUUUCAAAAGUUCAAGAAACCAAGAAUUUCCAAGAACAAAGAAAGUGGGAAUACCUCGACUGCCCAUAAUAGUGUUGUCACUGGAGUUACAACAACACAAGAAAGUAGGAAUGAAGAAGCCUCAACCCAAGAACUGUGA
This is a messenger RNA of Salvia miltiorrhiza (redroot sage), 1689 nucleotides long. RefSeq lists its product as uncharacterized. Gene Ontology annotation, molecular function: zinc ion binding. The coding region runs from base 1 to 1689 and encodes 562 amino acids. Lineage: Eukaryota; Viridiplantae; Streptophyta; Magnoliopsida; Lamiales; Lamiaceae. The record is from RefSeq and is a predicted model, not a curated record. The transcript is spliced from 5 exons.